Molecule: messenger RNA, 916 nt
Organism: Parasteatoda tepidariorum (common house spider)
Lineage: Eukaryota; Metazoa; Arthropoda; Arachnida; Araneae; Theridiidae
Product: nicotinamide riboside kinase 1
Source: RefSeq, a predicted model, not a curated record
UUCAACAGCGCUUGUAAGUAAAUAGAUUUGCUUACAUUCCCUUACUUCUUAGAAGAUAACUUAGUUAUCUUGAAAAGAAUUUAAAUGCUCUUCAUUUAACUUUUGCUGGGAAGUUAUCUUUCUGUUAAAUCAACAUCCAGAUCAAUAUGGAAAACAGAUGGAUUUGUGUCGGAAUAUCCGGAUGCACAAAUGGCGGUAAAUCAACUCUUGCUAAUUCAUUGUUGUCUUUUUUCCCUGGAAGUGUAGUUGUGAAUCAGGAUACAUUUUUUCGAAGUGAUGAUAGUCCAGAACAUGUCGUUAUUCCAGAACUCAAUCACAAAAAUUGGGAACGUUUAGAAUCUGUAAACUGGGAACCCAUGAUAGAACAGUUAGAGGAAAUAUUAGCUUCGCCACUCCCGUCUGCACAUUCUUUACUCAUUGUCGAAGGUCACAUAAUAUUUAAUCACCCUAAACUACGAGGCAUUUUUAAUAAAAAAUAUUUUUUGACUUUAAAUAAAGAUGAAUGUUUGAAGCGAAGAGUGACGCGUGUGUACGACCCCCCGGAUAUUCCUGGAUAUUUUGAACUAUGUGUUUGGCCUAUGUACUUCACGAAUUUAGAAGAUGUGAAAAAGCAUUGCCCUGAUGUUUACUAUUUGGAUGGUACUAAAAAACGUGAAGUGAUAUUCGAUUCAGUUGUGCAAGAUUUGAAAAGCUAUUUAAAGAAGAACUUUUGAAAUCAUAGUACAACAUUUCCAGUACAGUGUGAAAUUUCUUUUAAAUUUGUUUAAAAAAAUUAUACUAGUAGUGAUUAUUGUUUUAAGGUGUAAUGUUUUCAAGUUAAAUUUGUUUCAAAAUAUUAGUUUGAAAUCAGUAGAUGGCAGCACUAUAUACUGCCUAUACUAUACUUUCGUUUCUUUUUUUCUCUUUUUCUUUCUCA